Messenger RNA from Rubroshorea leprosula, 831 nucleotides. The record is from the annotation of a GenBank genome assembly. Lineage: Eukaryota; Viridiplantae; Streptophyta; Magnoliopsida; Malvales; Dipterocarpaceae.
ACUGGCCUCAACAGCAAGCACUCGAGGACAAAGUUAAGAGUUGAAGAGAGCAGUCCAUGAGAAGCGGAUGAAGGCUCGUCAAUGUUAUGUCAAACAGGUUGAAGUACUUGUUGGAGAAUUGAGAAAGGACUUGGAGGAGCAAGAGAGCCAACCGGAGGUUCCCUCUUUGUUGAGCUUCAUUUCCUUUCAUUUUCUGCCACUUGUGCAGCUUCAUGUGGCUGUACUUGCGGCUAUUUUGCAGCCUCAUUUGCAUUUCAUUGCAGCCUCAUUUCAUCAACAUUUGCAGCAUAGUUUGCUGCACUUUGCUGCUACCGUGCUUUGGUGCAGCCUUCCUUCUUCAUUUGCUGCCUCCUGUGCAGCUUUCCUUCCAUUUGCUGCCUCUUGUGCAGCUUUGACACCACAGCUCCAACAGUACUAGACGAUGAUGCAAAUUUUGUGAAAAUUUUGGUGCUUGAUGGUUGCUUUAUCAUUAAAUUGUUCUCCAUGCAUGCCAUGCCAAACGAUUACAUUAAGAUCAUAAAAAAUGUUCAGGUGUAUGUGAAACUAACAUUCACACAGCCUAUCUGCUUCAGUGCUUGUAUCAUUAUGACUUGAUUUAGCCGGAAAAUCAAAUUCCUUGGUUUGUGCUGGAACUCUUAUCUGGUCUGCUUUUUCGGGGGUGAUAACAAGCUAAAGCUUCGUGAACUUGCCAUCCGUUUCUUCAGGACAUGUUCUCACAUGAUGGACUUCCUAUACCUCAUACACUUCUUGAAACAGAAAGAAUUGAGCAUAUUCUGGAUCUGUUAAGAAAGCGUUUGUUUCUAUCAUUCUUAAUGAAGAAGUUUCUAAUAU